UGCCCGGAGUACGUGACAGCUCUCAGGUCUACAAUGAACGCCGGCGAGCGGCGGGGGAAGAGGGAGGACCAGCGAGACUAUCUCAAAAAUAGGAGAAAAAAAGAAGAGCGGUUUGCAUCGCGUUUACUGUCAUUUCAGGACGCCCCCGCCCUCCGCCCGUGCCCCGUUCCACCCCCCUUCUCCUCUGACCAUAGCAGUCCGCAGCGGGGGCUCGCGCUAAGUCCUCCUAGGCAUGCCCUUUGUGACUUAAGGGGAUUAACCGCAAGACAGGUGGAAAGCAGGAGCAUUGGCUUCUUUAUCUAAAGACAACUGGCAUUUCAAGAGAGACCCAAAUUUGCCAUAUAAAAAAUACCAAAGAAAGACCUACCAAUGAAGUGUGAAAAUUGCACCAAAAAGGAAUGUAGUAAAAAACAGAAGAAUGAUGAUCCACAAAAUACACCAGUUGAUGUUCUCAGUUCAAAUGAUGAAAACAAAGAGAAAAGUGAAUUCCAUAAGUUGGCUAAUGCUAAAAUAUUCCUUAGUGACUGCCUAGCUUGUGACAGUUGCAUUACAGCAGAGGAAGCAGUCAGAGUUUUCCAGCAGAAUCAGAAUGAGCUCUUCCGUGUUCUAAACCUUAAUAAGAAGUGUGAUACCUCAAAACACAAAAUAUUGGCAGUAUCUAUAUGUCCUCAGUCCUUGCCUUAUUUUGCUGCCAAAUUCAAUCUCUCAGUAACAGAAGCAGCUAGGAGGCUUUGUGGUUUCCUCAAAAGUCUUGGAGUACAUUAUGUCUUUGACACCACAAUAGCUGCUGAUUUUAGUCUUCUGGAGAGCCAGAAGGAAUUUGUGCAACGGUACCGCCAGCAGAACCAGGAAGAACACGCCUUGCCAAUGUUUUCUUCCGCCUGUCCAGGUUGGAUCCAGUAUGCAGAGAGAGUCCUGCCCAGCAUGGUAAUUCCACAUAUUUGCACUGCGAAGUCACCACAGCAGAUCAUGGGUUCCCUUGUGAAGGGUUAUUUUGCCAGACAGCAGAAUCUAUCCCCUGAUAAAAUUUUCCAUAUCAUUGUGGCCCCUUGUUAUGACAAAAAGUUAGAGGCAUUACGAGAAGACUUUUAUACCCAUUUGUAUAACUCUCAAGAUGUAGAUUGCGUUUUAACAUCAGGAGAAGUCUUCCAAAUGAUAGAGCAAAGAAAAAUAUCACUGAAUGAAAUAAGUGAGGUGCCCUUUGAUACCUUGUUUGGUGGCAUAAAAGAAGAUGAGCUAAAUAGGCAUGAUGGAAGGAGAUCAGAUGGUUACCUAGAGCACGUAUUUAAACACGCUGCCAAGGAGCUGUUUGACACUGAAGUGAAGGAGAUCACGUACAAAGUAUUAAAAAACAAAGACUUCCAAGAGGUUACCCUAGAAAAGGAUGGCGAGACAGUGCUACGUUUUGCAGCAGCGUAUGGCUUUCGAAACAUCCAGAAUAUGAUUCUGAAGUUGAAAAAGGGGAAAUGUUCUUACCACUUCGUGGAAGUUUUAGCCUGUCCUGGAGGUUGUUUAAAUGGAAAUGGUCAAGCCCAGACUGAAGAUGGAAAACCAGAUAAAGCCCUGCUCAAGCAAAUGGAGGAUGUAUACGCCACAGUUCCUGUCCAGGUUCCUGAAACCAAUGGGCAUGUGCAGAAGCUUUAUCAGGAAUGGCUAGAGGGGGUGGACUCCAUUAAAGCCCAGGAAUCAUUGCAUACUAAAUACAGCAUGGAAAAACCAGCUGCCAACAAUUACGAUAUCAAAUGGUGACCAGUCAGAUUAUAAGACCUGCAUCAGGGUUGAUGGACCUGCAGCAGUGGGACAACUAUGCUAUGCAACUGAGAUUGGAGGCACAAAAAGUGAAGCGUGCUCAGAACUGGAACUGCUCUUGUUCCCCCACUGGGGUUGUGCAGAGUCAAAAUGCAGCUGGCCUCAGUGUAAAUGUGGUGAAUCAUUAUUUAAUCAUAACCUUAACCUGAUCAUCUUUUAGGAAACAGUGAGUGUCCCACUGUUUCCUGUUAAGGUAUACUGGAAAGAAAAUCAGGGCAUGCUACAAAGUGCUUCACUGCUGACCCUUAGGUACUCAAGGCCUGUGUGCCAAGAAUCCAGUGCCAUGGAUGUGCUCAGAAUGAUGUCAUGUUAAAGUGUAUUACUUAUUUAAGACUUCAUAUUAUUACCAAACAUAGUAAGCCACCAAAAUAUGAUAAAAGCCACCUACUCGCCAUGUAGUGUCUACAAUAUCAGGCCUAUUUUCUUAAUUAUGGUAGAAUGCCUGUGAGCUUGAAUUAGUUUGAGAGAACAGUAGGAACAUCGCCCUCUGCUGGAAAUGAAUGCUCAUUCAGUCAGCUUUAUUUAGCUUAUUCAACUCCUCUGAGAACAGGGUCCUUUGCUCCUACUACUGGCAUUGCUUGAAUGUUGGGACCCUGGCCCUUAAGACAACUUGGUAAAAUCCUCUAGGUUCAAGAGUAUAUUUGGGAGAUCUGCGUCAUCAGCAACAGUGCUGGGUGAAUUGGUGAAUCUUGAGUAGGCAAAGAGUACUGUAAGGCAGCAGCAAGUCCAGAUAGAUCACUAAGUCCAAUGUACAGAAGAGAAGCUAGAAUAAAGAUGGAGACGAACAUGAUAAAGCCAGAAUAUUUGAAACAGAGGGUUGACCUGAUUUAAGAAGUAGAUGUAUCAUAAUACUUUAAGUCUGCCUAAUGUUGAAGUUCUGUGUGAUGUUUUAAGAAAGGAUGAUUCAGUGACUCCUUCCUAGAAACGCUCAUUAAUUUUUAGGGCUUUCUGGGACUUGUUGGAUUUUAAUCCUGAUAGCAGAGUCUGUGCAGAUCAGUCACUGAUAAUCUCUCUAAAGAAAGUAGAUACGAGAGAGAUGCCUUAACAUGUGGAGGUUGCAGUUCUGUUCAUCACUUAUGGAGAGUUCCAUUCACAACUGGUCACUCUGUGCUGGAGCAGGCAAAGACCAGAUGUUAAUCUCAUCUUACUCCGGCAUCACACUGCCAAUGACAUUGGAAGAAAUCAGCACUUUGGAGCAGAAUUGCUAGAAGGGGAACAAGGAUAAGACUUCUCUCCACUGAUCAUAUGCUGAAUGUGUGUGUGUGUGUCAUCAGCAUGUGAUAUCAUACCCUAGUAGUUCAUGCAGCACUUGGCCAAGAAGAUUGCUCUCCCUGGGAGCAAUUCUCAGUGAACUCAGAAUUUCUAGUAGACAUCAUAGGAUUGUAUUUUAAGAGCUGUCUACACAAUAUUGGGACGCAUGAAUGUUCAGUACAUGCUCAGUGAAAGGAAUGAUCAGCAGUUCUUAUGCCUCAACAUUGUAAUGUUAAUCCAUUUUUCCCCUAUUCUGAAUCGCAUCUCUCUCAAACCACAAAUAUACAAGAAUAUCCUCUUGAAUGCUCUGCUCAGGAAGAAAAACAGUGCCACAAAGAUUGGUGAUUCUUUUGUUCCAUUGUGUUGCUCUUUUGUUUUGUCAAAUGCUUUUAAACUCUGCUGGCUUUGGCCUGUCCCAUGUUUUCUUUUUCAUUAGACUUUUCUUACCUUAACAUGGGUAAGCUUGGAUGUGAUUUCACUGAGAAUCCCAAAUUCUUGAGUGUUCUUAAAUUACCAUUAUAUGAAUACAUACAAUUGGGGUAUCAAGACUUGUAUGUUGUCCGUUUGAAAACCUAACCUUCAGUUUUAGAGGUUCAGUAGUAUCCCAGCUCCCAACAAAGGCAUUGGAUUUUUACCCAGGAGUAGCUGAAUAGUAAAGAGAUAUAGGAAAUCAAGUGAUCAUAAAGAGAGUUGCUUUUUGGCAUAGAGGUAAUAGGUAGAGGAGGUGCAUUUUAUGUACUGUACAUAGGGAUUGGGCUACAAAACUGCAUGCCUGAAUUAAUCAUGUCUUUGUAAUGAGAAAAAAGUAACAUAAAAUGGAUACCAGAGUAAAAAUACGUACUAAAACAUAUCUGCAUGGAGGAAAGGAAUUUAAAAUAGCUGAAGUAUGUGUGGGCGUGGUGCUGCAUUCAAAUAAAAAAGUACAUUCUGAUGUUACUUUUUUAGAGUGUUUGGUGUCCCAGUACGUCAGCCCAUUAAGGUAUCAAAGAUGGGCCUCCACAUUACACAGUUAGCUUUGUUUUUUAUCACAAGAACAUUCUUCUGGGCGUGAAAGAUGUUGGUCUUUUCUAGGUAUACAUUCCCAGUUAUGCAAUUGAAAAGGAAAUUUUGUAUGAAUGUACCCAAGGGUGCCUAAAUCUCUGAAGCAAGGCAAAAGCAUAGAAGCACAGUUUUCAGUAUCUUCAAUGUAAUUUAUUUUAAUUGGGGGAGGGAGGGUGGUUCAUUGAGUUGCCCUGGACAUUUUUUUCAAUUCUAGCUUUUUUAUUCUGUUCUUCAGUGUUUGUGUAUACAAAUGGACAACAUCUUAUGUUAAAUACUAGGGCUAUAUACACUCUGACAGUAGUUCAGAAUAAAUGUUUUGGAACUUGUAAAAGUUCAGCAUCUCCCUGCUAUUCAUUAAAAUAGCCAUAUCACUAAUGCAGGCUUUUGCAUGAGCCAAAAAAAAUUGUGGGUCUUUUAAGAAUCUUUUUAAUAGUGCAAUUGGUUUAAUGCAUCUUUUUUUCAGGCUCAUUUAGAAACCUGAGUAAAGACAUGGCUGCUUUAAUAAAUAGUAGAGAAGUGCUAUGCUCAUGCAAAGUCUAAAGCAUGUUCUCUGGAUCAUUUUCAAAGCAUGCACAGCCCUUAUGACAUAAUUUAACUUGGUGUUACACAUAUUUUAAUUGCUUGUAAUGUACAUGCAUGGUAGGCUUUGAAAAAUAUGCAUAUCCAUAAAGAUUUUUAAAUAAACAGGACCAGUGUUCAAACUUC
Molecule: messenger RNA, 4806 nt
Organism: Python bivittatus (Burmese python)
Lineage: Eukaryota; Metazoa; Chordata; Lepidosauria; Squamata; Pythonidae
Gene: NARF
Product: nuclear prelamin A recognition factor
Source: RefSeq, a predicted model, not a curated record